AUGGAAGAGGCAUUGAAAAUCGAAUAUGGUCAGCUCUUCGCGCGGCGGCUGCUGAACGAGCAAGGGUUGGCUGUUGCCGACGAAGCGGUGCUCAGCGACGACGAGCAGAGGCGGCUGAAGCUACUCGAAGACGCUUUGCCGGUGGAGCCUUUGGCCGCCCAGCGCCUUGCGGCCUUUGAGCUCGCCGAGACCCGAAAGCAAAAGCGGCCAGGCUUCUUCAGUGCCUUCUUCGGACAGAUGUGCUGCGCCGCGCCGCCCGCUGCAAGCGUGGGCAUGGAGGAGCUCCAGGAUGCCACGGAGUUCGAAGCCGUGGAGGCUCCACAGAACAUCCUUGCGGAGGUGCGCUUCGGCGACCUGGGUGUGCGCAUCAUGGAUGACUCCAAAGAGGACACGGAGGAUGCAGAGGUGUUGCGCCUCUUCGUCCACAGCACGGAGCUGACGGCGACCGUCGCAACUGGCCUCGACUACCGCGGAAAGUCCUCUGCCAACCUCAAAAUAGCAGGUCGUCUGGGUGGUGUGGAGGCCACGCACAUGAAGCAGGAUGUCAUCAAGAUCCUGGAUGCUGGAGAAAGGGCGGGCGCGGCCAAGUUUGCCUUGGAGACACCGGGCAGAGCAAAGCUCGAGGCCUCGAGGAACAAGCUUGAGGAGACCUGCAACGUGCUGUCAGUGAUGUUUCACACGGCGCCGAUCGAAGUCUUCUUCAUCCCCAGUAUGGUGCCGAAGCUCCUGGACUUCGUUGCGCCGCCCCCGCCUUCUGCUGCGCCGGAACCGACACCCAAGGCGGCCAAGAAGACGCCGAAGUCGGACAUCGCAUCCCCAAGGAGCAUCAUGAGCCGGACGGCAGCCGGGCGUGCCAAGCUCCGUUGCGAAACAUCGGAGCUACAUCAUGUGGGACAGGGGACUUGCGCGGAUGAGGGCGGUUCUGUUCCGUUUGCCCUCAUCUCGAGGCUGUCUACCACUGUGGCAAUGUCCUCUGACCGGCCCGAAACAGAAGGACUGAGGGAGUUGAAUGGGCUUGACGAUCUGCCGAGCCAGGCGGACGCACAGGGAGCGGUGCAGCAAUUGUUGGGCAAGGAGGGCGACGUCGGCCAGUACGCUGAUGCCGCCUAUGACCGCGUGCCCGAUCAGGUGCAUUUUGAUGUCCACCUGGCCUCCCCAACGAUCCACCUGCCAGUGCGAGACAUCGGCAAGGUGGUGGCGAACCUCGGUUCCCUGACACUGCUGACGCCAGAGGUUUGCUCCAUGAAGGCCGUGAGGCUGGGCGUAUCCCUGGAGGACACCAUGCUGAAGGUGGCGACCAAGCGGGAAGAGUUCAACGUGAUCUCGCCCCUACCGAUCGACAUCAAGCUAAACCACAACGAGGACGCCGAGGUGCUGAAGGCCGAGGUGAAGCUCACCACUGGAGACCUCAUCCUCACCGCGGCUCCGCAGGCAGUGAGUGUGCUCGCGGCUCUGCCGGACGUAUUCGCAGAGCUGGCCCCGCCAAGCCAGGAUGCGGAGACAGUCGAGCAGGGCGAGGAGUCGCUUGAGGAGGCACUCGAGGACGUCGAGACAACCCAGGGCCAG
Molecule: messenger RNA, 1566 nt
Organism: Symbiodinium necroappetens
Lineage: Eukaryota; Dinophyceae; Suessiales; Symbiodiniaceae
Source: the annotation of a GenBank genome assembly